Molecule: messenger RNA, 1524 nt
Organism: Purpureocillium takamizusanense
Lineage: Eukaryota; Fungi; Ascomycota; Sordariomycetes; Hypocreales; Ophiocordycipitaceae
Exons: 3
Coding region: 1-1524 (507 amino acids)
Biological process (GO): mismatch repair; chiasma assembly
Cellular component (GO): nucleus
Molecular function (GO): ATP-dependent DNA damage sensor activity; ATP binding; mismatched DNA binding
Source: RefSeq, a predicted model, not a curated record
AUGCGGUCGCUGCGGUUGGGUUCGCACAUCGACCUUGACAGCAUUUCGUCGGUGACCAACGAAAUCGCGAUCGCCCCGUUACUGGCAGUAGGCGAUAUCAUUAGUAGGACAAUUGACUUUGACGAGUCCGAAUCGAGGUGGCGGACUUCGGUGAGACCUGGUAUCGACCCCCAGCUUGACGCACUCAAACGCUGGUAUGACGGUCUAGAUAACUUCCUGACUGAAGUCGCCAAUCAGCUCAAUCAAAGUCUGCCGGACUGGGCCCGCAGUUGGGUUCGAUCGUGCGUCUUUUUACCCCAACUUGGCUUCCUCGUAGUCGUUGACCUGGACCCUACGACUGGAUAUGGCAGAUAUGAGGGCGAAGGCGCGCAAGGCGAUCCCUGGACAAAGUUAUUCGCCACUGAUGAGACAGUCUAUUACAAAAACAACUACUUGAGAGAACUCGACAGUCACUAUGGGGAUAUGUAUUGCGAGAUUGGCGACAGAGAAGUUGAAAUCAUCCAUCAGCUCGCUGCUGCCGUUCUGUGUCACGAGGAGCCUCUCCUUGCCGCAUCAGAUGUCUGCGGGGACUUUGAUGCACUCCUAGCACUGGCAAUCGGUGCUGAAAAAUACCGGUGGACAGCGCCGCAGAUGACGGAAGAGAACGUUCUCGUCAUUGAGAAUGGCCGCCAUCCUCUGCAAGAGCUUGUUGUGCCGUCGUUCGUGCCGAACAGUUGCGACAUCCGCGGAGGCGGUACUUCAAGGUCAACCCCACAGGAGUCAACGCAGGUCCUGGCUCUGACCGGUCCGAAUCACUCGGGCAAAAGCAUAUAUCUCAAACAGGUGGCUAUCAUUGUGUAUCUGGCGCAUGUCGGCAGCUUUGUUCCCGCCGAUGGGGCCGUAAUUGGACUCACUGACAAGAUACUGACCCGCAUCUCGACACGAGAAAGUGUAUGCCGUACGGAAAGCGCUUUCGCCAUCGAUCUCAAGCAAGUUGCCCAGACGAUGCGACGCUCAACACCACAAAGCCUGGUUCUGAUAGACGAGUUCGGCAAAGGCACCAAUCCUGAUGAUGGAGCUGGAUUACUCGCAGCGAUGCUGGACUACUUCUUAUCUCAAGGCUUACGGCCUCCCAAGCUGUUGCUUGCGACACAUUUCCACGAGGUAUUCGAAGGACACUAUCUGAGACAGCACUCCGGACUCGCCCUCGCGCAAAUGGACGUACGGCUAUGCUGGGAUGCAAAUCAAAUCGAAGAUCAAGUGACCUACCUCUUCACACUGACGCAAGGGCAUAGCACCUCGAGCUUCGGUGGACAGUGUGCUGCACUCAAUGGAGUUCCGAACACCAUCGUCGAGCAUGCCGGGGCAAUUUCCAGGCUUCUUGUUCGCAACGAAGAUAUAGCUUCAGUUUUGGAGCGACCGUCUCGCGAAGAAGUGCGCAGGCUGCGGGUCGCAGAGGAUGUGGCCAGAAGAUUUCUCCAAGAGGAUUUCAACAACUCGGACACGAGGGCUGUGUUGAUGGACAUCCUCUCUGCGGAGACUUGA